Molecule: messenger RNA, 1029 nt
Organism: Bactrocera oleae (olive fruit fly)
Lineage: Eukaryota; Metazoa; Arthropoda; Insecta; Diptera; Tephritidae
Product: forkhead box protein I1-like
Biological process (GO): anatomical structure morphogenesis; regulation of transcription by RNA polymerase II; cell differentiation
Molecular function (GO): DNA-binding transcription factor activity, RNA polymerase II-specific; RNA polymerase II cis-regulatory region sequence-specific DNA binding
Source: RefSeq, a predicted model, not a curated record
ACUCAAACUGACUUACUUCAAGAAUAUAAAUACCGAGGAAUUCAAAGGAUUUUUCAGCAGACAGAUUUUGCAUAUCUUAAAGCAAGCAACAAGCUAAUUCGUCCACACAUUCAACAUCAACAUCCAUUUUCACUACAAUUCAAUAGUUCAUUUGCUUACGUAAAAUGGCACCAAUAUUCGAAUCGAACUUUUCCAUACGCAGCAUACUCUCGAACUGUGAAGAUAACAAGACAUCGAUGCAAACCGAUACCGACAUAAGACCGAAUUAUACCUACGGAGCGUUGGUCACGAUGGCUAUACGCAACAGCCCCGAACAAAAGCUAACACUGAGUGGCAUCCAAAAAUGGAUUGCGGAAAAUUUUCCAUAUUAUCGUAAAGAUCAACGUGGCUGGCAAUGUCAAAUUCGGCAUACGCUCACUACGAAUUCCUGCUUCAUGAAAAUACCACGUCCACCCAGCGAUCCCGGGCGUGGCAAUUAUUGGACUUUAAACCCUGAGAUUGAUUCGAUCAAGAACGGUGCGGCACAUGGACCAAUACAAUUCGGUGCCAACGGUAAUGUCGCAUACGAUUCGAAACGGAGCGUCGAUCACGCGAUGGCGCAAGGCGUGCCACAUCCACAAAUGCCAACGGCUCGGUACUUUCCGACGCCACAAGAAAUUGAGCGGACACAACAAGUGAUGAUGACACAGGCGUUACAUGAGCAGCACGAGUGGUACUUGCACCACCAGCGCCAAAUGCAACUAGCACAACAACAACUAAUGAAUCUACAGCAACACCAAUUUCAACAUCAGUGUGAAGAUAUUUAUAACAAGAUUACAUAUCAUCAGCAACAGUGUGCUGUUUUUACUGCGCCCCAUUACCCGAAGUCGGGCCUGAAUUUUUAAUAUUUUAUAGUAGUGCAUAAUUAAAAUUUAAUUAAUAAAAAAUUGUAAAAAAUUAAAUAUUAGAACAUUUAGUCUAUAAGUCAUUUAAAAUAUCAUAAUUUUAUUUUUGAAUAUUUCUAAAAAUAAAUAAAUUAGUUUUAGUAAA